Messenger RNA from Eupeodes corollae, 3829 nucleotides. RefSeq names its product angiotensin-converting enzyme-like. Bases 95 to 3751 code for a protein of 1218 amino acids. NCBI's taxonomy places the organism in Eukaryota, Metazoa, Arthropoda, Insecta, Diptera, Syrphidae. Gene Ontology annotation, molecular function: metallopeptidase activity; peptidyl-dipeptidase activity. The transcript is spliced from 13 exons. Gene Ontology annotation, biological process: proteolysis. Gene Ontology annotation, cellular component: plasma membrane. The record is from RefSeq and is a predicted model, not a curated record.
UUUAACAUAAAAGGCACACAUUUUAAAAAAUUUCUUAGUUCUAGUCUAGGUGUUAAGUAAACUAUAAGUUGUUUUAGGGAUUAUAAGCUCUAAAAUGAAAGCUAGACUAUUUUGUGUUGUGAUCCUUGGAGCUGUUAUACUAAGUAUUGCAAAUGCAGCCCCUGCACUUAAUUUAAAUGAAGAAGAAGCUAGAAAAUUCGCUGAUGAUGCUUCCAAGAAACUUAUUGCUUACUACGAUAAACUCGCUGCAGACACAUUAGGAUUGGAAACCGAGGAUAUAACGACUUUCUUCAAUGCCCUCAGUACACUCUUAAGCAAAUCUGAAGUAAUGUUUGAAGUUGUUACCAAUGCAUCGGUUCUAGCUAAAAACCAUAAUUUCAAAGAUCAAGAACUUAAAUACAUUUUGAAAAAUUUACAAAAAACCGCAUCGGAUGAAUCUAUUCUCGGAGGGGAUAGAUAUUUGGAAGUAUUAACAGCAAUGGGUAAUUUACAAGACAUAGCUUCUGAAAAGGAUAUUGAUGGUUAUAAGAAUGAAAGCAUUGGACUAUCAUAUUUUCCUGAGAUUCAACGAAUCUUCGCAACAAGCAACGAUUCAGAAGAAAUGGAAUACUAUUGGAAUGCCUGGAGGGCAAAAAACGACCAAUGGGCAAUGGGGAAUUUUUUGGUUUUGGUGAAUGGAAUUAAAGAUGCUGCCAAUUUAUCAGGAAUAUCGGCUUAUGAAUAUUGGAUGAAAGAUUUCAAUAUGACCCAAAUGGAUGCAGUCAUGACUCAAAUUGAGCCAUCUUACCGUCAGCUGCAUGCCUUCAUUCGUUACCAAUUAAAUAAGAAAUACGGCGAGUCUGUUAUUAGUCACAGUGGCCUUAUUCCCGACCAUCUUUUCCAACAAGCAUUGGCUCAGGUUUGGACAGCUGGCAGUGUAAUUGAUGAACAUUUCUCACACAAAGAUCUUCCAAAAUACGAUGAGAUUCUCACUAAAAAUAACUACGAUACACUGAAGCUCUUUAAAAUGGCCGACAAGUUCUACGAAUCAAUGGGACUUGAAGCCAUUCCAGAAAGCUAUUGGGGUACCAGACUUAAAAUGAAAUCAGAUGAAGAUGAAGGUGAUUGCAAGGCAACAGUUUUGGCACCAACGGCAAAUGUCUACAUGCAAUAUUGUCAUAAAAUGGAUUUCAGAACAUUCAUGCAGGCCCAUGGUUUUAUGUCUCAGAUUCAUUUUGCUCUUGAAAAGCCCGAUUACCCGAUUUACUACGCUGAUUCGUACGAUUUGGAUUAUGCUGUUGGUGAAGCAGUAAUUCUAUCAGCAUCGACUCCAAAGCAUUUAAGUAAGAUUGGAGUAGUUUCUGACUUCGAUUUUACUGAAGAAGUGUUAAUGAACAGACUUAUGAGACUGAGUAUUCACACUAUACUUAAGAUACCUGUAUACUAUGUGCAUACAAAAAUGAUGGCUAAUUUAUUUGAGGGAAAGGUCGAAAUGACGGAACUCAAUAAACACUAUUGGGAACUCAUGGACAAAUAUGUUGGUGUUGGGCCACCAGGUGAUCGUGUGAACAACACUUUCGAUUUCCCCUUCAAAUUUUACUUGGAGUUAAAUGAAAACGAACAAGCAAGAAAAUUCAACUCAGAAGUAUUGAGUUAUCAGUUCUAUGAGAAAUUGUGUUCAAUUAGUGGGCAAUAUCCAAAGGAGAAUUUGCAAAAUUGUGACUUUUACGGAAGCAAGGAUGCUGGUGAUGCCUUAAAGAAAAUGAUAAAACUUGGUUCAUCAAAGCCUAUUCAUGAAGUAUUGGCAGUAAUGUUACCUGAAGAUCCAAAACUAAAUGCUGAAAGGCUAUUGGAAUAUUAUUCUCCAGCUCUCUCAUGGUUUACAAUAACCAAUCAGAAGAAUAAUGUCCACUUUGGCUGGACCCACUUAAAUAAAAAGAUAGGAAGUGUUAAAUUACCUGAUAUUUGCAAUGGAGCUCCAUUAGAUUCAAAUGAAGCAGAAGCAAGACAAUUUGUUGAAGAUGCCUCAAAGAAACUCUUUGGAUUCUAUGAUAAAUUAGCAGCCGAUACAAUGGCUUUAGAACAAGACGAUCUUGCAACAUUCUUCAGGGCAAUCGAUACGCUUUUAACCAAAUCAGAAGCAGUAGUUGAGAUUGUAAACAAUGCAUCGAAAUUUUCUGAAACCAAAUACAAAGAUGAAGAACUCAAUUACAUAUUGAAUAAAUUAAAGUUAUCAGCAGAUGAAGCUAUUCUGGGAGGUGAUAGAUUAUUUUCAAUCUUAGCAGCAACAAGUAAUUUAGAAGAUCUAGCAGCUGAUAAGGAUAUUCCGAGUUGUAAAGAUAAAAAUAUUGAACUAUCAUAUUUUCCUGAAAUUCAGAAUAUUUUUGCAACAAGCAAUGAUCCAGAAGAAAUGAAAUGUUAUUGGAAUUCAUGGAGGGAGAAAAAUGAUAAAUGGGCGAUAACUAAUUUUAUCGUUUUAGUCAAUAGUAUUAAGGAUGCUGCUAAUUUGACAGGAAUAUCGGCUUAUGAAUUCUGGAUGAAGGAUUUCAAUAUGACCCAGAUGGACGAAGUCAUGGCACAGAUACAGCCGUUUUACUUGCAGUUACACGGUUUCAUUCGUCAUCAAUUGAAUAAGAAAUACGGAGAUUCUGUUAUCGAUACCAAAGGCCUUAUUCCCGAUCAUCUUUUUCAACAAGUAUUGGCUCAAACUUGGACCAAUGGCAGUGUACUUGAAGAAAAUUUCCCACAUAAAGAUCUUCCAAGAUACGAUGAAAUUCUAACGAAAAAUAACUACGAUACAAUGAAACUCUUUAAAACUGCCAAUAAUUUUUAUGAAUCAAUGGGACUUGAAAUUGUGCCAGAAAGCUAUUGGGGUACAAGACUUAAGAUGAAAUCAGCUGAAGAUGAGGGUGAUUGUAAAGCACUCAUAUUGGCUGAAACUCCAAAUGUCUUUAUGCAAUAUUGCCAUAAAAUGGAUUUCAGAACAUUUAUGCAGGCUCAUGAAUACAUGGCCGAACUUCACUUUGGCCUUGAAAAGAGUCAUCUUCCGGCUUACUAUACUGAUACGUAUGAUUUGGAACAUGCUGUUGGUGAAGCAGUUAUUCUAUCAGCAUCGACGCCAAAACAUUUAGCUAAAAUUGGACUCAUUUCUGAACCUGAAUUAACUGAAGAAGUCUUGAUGAACAGGCUUAUGAGGCUGAGCAUCCACACAAUGCUUAAUAUACCAGUGUACUUCGUACAUACAAAAAUUAUGGCUGACUUAUUUGAGGGAAAAGUUGAAAUGACAGAACUCAAUAAGCACUAUUGGGAACUCAUGGAUAAAUAUGUUGGUGUUGGUCCACCAAAUGAUCGUGUCUACAAUACUUUUGAUUUCCCCUACAAAUUUUACUUAGAGUUGAAUGCAAAUGAACAAGCGAGAAAAUUCAACUCGGAAGUUUUGAGCUAUCAGUUCUAUAAGAAACUGUGUACAAUUGCUGGUCAAUAUCCGAAGGAUAGUAUGCAAAAUUGUGACUUUUAUGGGAGCAAAGACGCUGGUGAUGCCCUAAAAAAAAUGAUAAAACUUGGUUCGUCAAAACCUAUCGAAGAUGUAUUGGCAUCAAUUUUACCUGAAGAUCCAAAAUUAAAUAGUGAAAGUCUAAAGGAGUAUUAUUCACCAAUUAUAGUCUGGUUAGCUAAAGAAAAUCCCCAAAAUAAAAUUAACAUUGGAUGGAAUCACUUGGAUAAGAAGAUUGAAAGUGUUAAGCUGCCUGAAAUUGAAAAAGAUGAUGAUUGAAUUCUGUUCAGCAAAUUUAAAUACGCGCAAAGAAUAAUUGAAUAAUAAUAAAAAAAUAAAUCUAAAUAAGUAAAAACU